AUGAUCACCGGGAAGGACAUCUACGACGUGCUGGCGGCGGUGGUGCCGCUGUACGUGGCCAUGUUCAUGGCGUACGGGUCGGUGCGGUGGUGGGGCAUCUUCACGCCGGACCAGUGCUCGGGCAUCAACCGCUUCGUCGCCGUCUUCGCGGUGCCGCUCCUCUCCUUCCACUUCAUCUCCACCAACGACCCCUACGCCAUGGACUACCGCUUCCUGGCCGCCGACUCGCUGCAGAAGCUCGUCAUCCUCGCCGCCCUCGCCGUGUGGCACAACGUGCUCUCCCGCUACCGGUGCCGCGGCGGCACGGAGGCCGGCGAGGCCUCGUCGCUGGACUGGACCAUCACGCUCUUCUCCCUGGCGACGCUGCCCAACACGCUGGUGAUGGGCAUCCCGCUGCUGCGCGCCAUGUACGGCGACUUCUCGGGGUCGCUCAUGGUGCAGAUCGUGGUGCUGCAGAGCGUCAUCUGGUACACGCUCAUGCUCUUCCUCUUCGAGUACCGCGGCGCCAAGGCGCUCAUCUCCGAGCAGUUCCCGCCCGACGUCGGCGCCAGCAUCGCCUCCUUCCGCGUCGACUCCGACGUCGUCUCGCUCAACGGGCGCGAGGCGCUGCACGCCGACGCCGAGGUCGGCCGCGACGGCCGCGUCCACGUCGUCAUCCGCCGGUCCGCGUCGGGGUCCACCACGGGCGGCCACGGCGCCGGGCGCUCCGGGAUCUACCGUGGCGCGUCCAACGCCAUGACGCCGCGCGCGUCCAACCUCACGGGCGUGGAGAUCUACUCGCUGCAGACGUCGCGGGAGCCCACGCCGAGGCAGUCCAGCUUCAACCAGUCCGACUUCUACUCCAUGUUCAACGGGAGCAAGCUGGCUAGUCCCAAGGGCCAGCCCCCCGUCGCCGGAGGUGGUGGUGCGCGCGGGCAGGGGCUCGACGAGCAGGUGGCCAACAAGUUCAAGGGCGGCGAGGCGGCUGCGCCCUACCCCGCGCCCAACCCCGGGAUGAUGAUGCCGGCGCCACGGAAGAAGGAGCUUGGGGGUUCCAACUCAAACUCGAACAAGGAGCUGCACAUGUUCGUGUGGAGCUCCAGCGCGUCGCCCGUGUCGGAGGCCAACCUCCGCAACGCCGUCAACCACGCCGCGUCCACCGACUUCGCCGCCGCACCGCCGGCGGCAGCCACGCCACGAGACGGCGCCACACCCAGAGGCGUGAGCGGCAGCGUGACGCCGGUGAUGAAGAAGGACGCCAGCAGCGGCGCGGUGGAGGUGGAGAUCGAGGACGGCAUGAUGAAGAGCCCGGCGACGGGGCUGGGCGCCAAGUUCCCGGUGUCGGGGUCCCCCUACGUGGCCCCGCGGAAGAAGGGCGCCGACGUGCCCGGGCUGGAGGAGGCGGCGCACCCGAUGCCGCCGGCGAGCGUGAUGACCCGGCUCAUCCUCAUCAUGGUGUGGCGCAAGCUCAUCCGCAACCCCAACACCUACUCCAGCCUCAUCGGCCUCGUCUGGUCACUCGUCUCCUUCAGGUGGAACAUUCAGAUGCCUACAAUAAUCAAGGGGUCCAUAUCCAUCCUGUCUGAUGCAGGGCUAGGGAUGGCUAUGUUCAGCUUAGGUCUCUUCAUGGCUCUGCAACCAAAGAUCAUCUCUUGCGGGAAGUCUGUCGCCACAUUUGCAAUGGCAGUGAGGUUCUUGACUGGGCCGGCGGUGAUCGCCGCGACCUCAAUCGCCGUCGGGCUCCGGGGAGUGCUCCUACAUGUUGCCAUUGUCCAGCAGCACUUCCACAAGGAAUUGUUCCAUUUGUGUUCGCCAAGGAGUACAAUUGCCAUCCUCAAAUACUUAGCACAGCGGUUAUUUUUGGAAUGCUCGUGGCGCUCCCGAUCACGAUACUCUACUACGUUCUCCUUGGGAUAUAGAUUCAUAAUCUUGAAGAACCAAGGCUGCAAAUCUUCGGGUAGGGAGAAGUAG
Messenger RNA from Triticum turgidum subsp. durum (durum wheat), 1950 nucleotides. Lineage: Eukaryota; Viridiplantae; Streptophyta; Magnoliopsida; Poales; Poaceae. The record is from the annotation of a GenBank genome assembly.